This is a messenger RNA of Octodon degus (degu), 1595 nucleotides long. RefSeq names its product growth factor, augmenter of liver regeneration (gene Gfer). Gene Ontology annotation, molecular function: flavin-dependent sulfhydryl oxidase activity; flavin adenine dinucleotide binding. The transcript has 3 exons. Gene Ontology annotation, biological process: liver development. Gene Ontology annotation, cellular component: mitochondrion. NCBI's taxonomy places the organism in Eukaryota, Metazoa, Chordata, Mammalia, Rodentia, Octodontidae. The record is from RefSeq and is a predicted model, not a curated record. The coding region runs from base 416 to 1042 and encodes 208 amino acids.
UAGGGGUGGAGCGCACCGCAUCCCGGAUCCCGCCUGGGCCUUAGCCCAGGAGCUCAACGCGGUCUCAGAGCUAUUUCCGCAGCACGCUGAUCUUGUACUGAAGGAAACGCGAGCAACGCAAUGGACGGUGAACGCCAAGCCCAAUCCGGGGAGCGAGGUUCAGGGCCCCCAAAGUCGCCUCAGCCGGAUCCCCGGCCCGACCGCGGGCUGGACUUGGGCCUCCCGCCCCGCCUCGCUCUGCGCCGGAGCCUCGGGCUAUGCGCCUCCGAGCCCCGCCUCGGACCUCCAGCUACGCCUCGCCUGCGAGCCCCGCCUCGGGCCUCGGUUCUUGUGGGCGCGCGUUAGCAGCGCCCGGAGGCGGACCUGGCGGUCCAGCUCUAGGUUGACCUGGCCCGGCAGGCUGUGCGCGGGCAAGAUGGCGGAGGCCGGGCCCCAAGCGCGCUUUUCCCGUAGCAACCUCUUUUCCUUCCUCCCGGGUGGCACGCGAUCUGAGGGAACUGACGACCUGGAGACUGAUGCGCGGGGCCGCGGCGCGGGGCGCAAGGAUGCCGCCGCUCUGUUGCCCACUCCGGGCCAGGGGGCGACCCGGGAGCUGCCGGGCACCCAAGACGCCUCGCGUAGGCGGCCCUGUCGGGCCUGCGUGGACUUCAAGACGUGGAUGAGGACUCAGCAGAAGGUGCAGCAGGACAGGAAGUUUAGGGAGGAUUGUCCACCGGAUCGUGAGGAACUAGGCCGCCACAGCUGGACUCUGCUUCACACCCUGGCCGCCUACUACCCAGACCAUCCCACCCCACAACAGCAGCAAGACAUGGCCCAGUUCAUACAUUUAUUUUCCAAAUUUUAUCCGUGUGAGGAGUGUGCUGAAGACUUAAAGGAGAGGAUAUGCAAAAACCAGCCAGACACUCGAACUCGGACAUCCUUCACCCAGUGGCUAUGUCAUCUGCACAAUGAGGUGAACCGCAAGCUGGGCAAGCCUGACUUCGACUGCUCACAGGUGGAUGAACGCUGGCGCGACGGCUGGAAGGAUGGCUCCUGUGACUAAACGAAGGCCACCCUGUUUGGAGAAGGGUGGGACAGUAAUUACAUUGCAUCUGAACCAGAGCCUAUUGUGUCUCAGCAGGACAGUCUCCAGGACACUGCUCACAGGGGCCACUCCUCUCGGGCAGAAUGCAGUAGAAAUGGAAAUGCCCACUGAAAAAAUUCUGUGGCUUCCACCUCAGAAUGGAGGCAGGACCAGUCAUGCUGCCACUUGCUAAUCAGCAUGUGGCCUCCUGCCUGAACCUCAGGACAUGGACCUAAUUCCCCCCAAAGGCAGACAGAAAAUAAAAAGAAUACCUGGUGGGGUUCCCUGUGCCUACUCCUUGAGGUCAGGCCAUUGUGUGGCUGGGGAUGCCUACAGUGCUGGGGCCUCAGUGGCUCUGGGCUUCUGGAAUGAGGCCUGCUCUGUGCUGAGCUUCCAUAGAGAAAACUCAGGCAGAGUUUUUCUCUGAGAGUUCCACCUACCAUAUUGCUCACUCUCUGACAGGCACAUGGCCUUUCAUAGCAGUGACAAGGCUUGUCCAAAGAUCACCCUGGGGACAACUUUCUUAGAGUUU